Messenger RNA from Mesorhabditis spiculigera, 291 nucleotides. Lineage: Eukaryota; Metazoa; Nematoda; Chromadorea; Rhabditida; Rhabditidae. The record is from the annotation of a GenBank genome assembly.
AUGAACCCCACUCCCGUCCUGUUGCUGGCUUUCGUGACUACUGUAGCGGCUACUGAAACCUAUGUAUGCGUAAAGGACCACUAUUGCCGUCGUAACCAGUUUGAGGGGGAGCACAUGCACUGUAAAUUCAACGCGGAACAAGGGUUCAAACUGUGCACGUUGCUCGAACCGGCAACUUGCGUCGAUGACAGCGACUGCGCCUACGACUCGAACCUCGAAUGUCGUGGGUAUGAGGAAGGGAAGCCCGGCGGGUGCCGUGAUAAAUUCUGGCGCCAAAAAUUCUGUAGACAG